AUGGCCGACGCAGAUGCACAAGUCGCCGCCAUGACCGCUGCCCUGACUCAGGUUGGCGCUCAGUUCCUUGCCCAACUCCAAGCGCAGCAAGCAGCUGCAGCGGCACCUGCACCUCCUGCUCGUACUGCAGUGUACAACCUUCAUGAUUCCGGACAACCAGUUGACCUAUCCUCUCGCAGUGGUGCCGCCGCCGCAGACAAGGCAUCUGCCAAACUCCCAACUGAAAUUACAGGCGACGAAACAGAAGUUGUUAUCUGGAUACAGGACCUUAAACUCCACUGCAGCGAAACUUACAUGGACGUUGCAGGACCCACGGGCAUUCUACAUUUUGGAGGCAAGAACCUACUGACAGACUAUCACUCCAUUCUGAUGACUGAUGUUGUGAGUCAAGCUACUCUAAGAACGGAUCCUCGAGCUAGACAAAACUCUAGCUGGCUUUUCAAAUGCAUUCAAAGCAGCCUUUCUCCUGCACUACUACUUCAACUUUUUGGUUUGAACGGCAGCAUGCCAACUCUUGGACAAGGGGAUGGACCCACAUUGUUCAAAGCCAUCAUGGACACUACUGCAUCAGCUUCCCUUCUUGUAUCAAUGCAAGCCCUUACAGACCUUGGCGUUCUUGACCCCGCGGAUUUUGACUUUGACAUCAAGAAGAUCAAUGCUAAAGCAAGCCAACUGAUUGCUCUGGCCACCACUUCGGCCCGAUCCCUCUCUGACCCGGAAUGCCUCCAACUGCUCCUCACCGUCUACAGUCGAAUCAAACAGCCUCAUGCUUGGUUCUCGUGGGUACAACAGAAGAUCAAUGACUUCGAAGAAGGCCGACUGAGCGCGCCUCCAGUUGCGUUUGAACAAGAGUGUGCUACUCAUGGAGUGUCCAUCCGACAUUACCAUGCUGAUAACGGAUUAUUCGACACCAAGGCCUUUCGCAAUUCAAUUACUAAGGCCGGUCAAGGUUUGACGUUCUGUGGUGUCAAUGCGCACCAUCAGAAUGGGAAAGCCGAGAGAAAGAUCAAAGAAGUGACAGAAGGGGCAAGAACUGCAUUGAUUCAUGCUGCUCAUCGAUGGCCGGAUGCCAUUCAUGCGGCUCUGUGGCCAGCCGCUCUCAAGAACUACACUAAUCUGAAGAAUUCGCUUCCAACCAAAUACACACCUGAAAUCAAAGUGAGAGGACGCAUCAAGCAACAUGCCAAAUACGAAGAAUCUCCCAUAUCAAAGAUGGCCCAAGUUGAAGUGGAACCAAAUCUUGAUCAUUUUCACCCUUUCGGAUCUCCGGUGUACGUGCUUGAAGACAGCUUGCAAGCCCAACAUUCGCACAACAAAUGGGCGGAUCGGAGUCGAGUAGGCAUAUUCCUUUGCCACUCUCCCAAUCAUGCAUCCAGUGUACCGUUAGUGCUGAACACAAGAACAGGCAACGUGUCUCCCCAGUUCCAUUGCAUCUACGACGAUGCUUUUGACACUUGUAAGAGAGAUGUCCAUUUUACCUCAUCUUGGCAACGCAAAGCUCAGUUGCACAGAGACAAGACAAAGGAAGUCAUUGACCUUCCAUCUACUGAUCUCUUUGCCAAGAAUCAGAAUCAACAGGAGGUUCCGCUGCCGGCUGUACCCCAAUUCAUCACACAAUGGGACGACGAACAUACCAUUGGAGAACUAACCAACGACUUCAACACUACUGAAGAUCCCAAGACAAUUACCUCCCCUCCGGGAGAAAACCAAGAAUCCGAACAUGCAUCAAUUCAGGAACCCGAAAUACGCAGGACCAGAUCGGGACGACAUUCCAGACCGAAUCCAAGAAUAUUCAACGACCAAAUGGCAACCGCCAACUCUGCAUAUCUAGAAACUUUUUCACCAGCUCUCGACCAUGAAGAGCUCCAAGGACAUGAACUACUACAAGCGGAUCACUCAGAGGAGCCACACCCAUUUGCAUCAAUCUUUGCACUUGCUGGAUCAGCUGAUCCAGACACCUUGACAUUUGACGAAGCAAUGAAGGCUCACGACCGAGCCGAAUUCAUCAAAGCCAUGUACAAAGAACUUGGCGAUCACAUUGGAAGAAAGCAUUGGAAGGUUGUACCCAUCAGAAGUAUUCCAACAUACAGUGGCAAAAGAGCAAUUCCCAUGGUUUGGGCGAUGAAAAGAAAGAAGAACCCCCUUGGGGAGAUAAUCAAGUGGAAAGCUAGAUUGUGCGCUGGCGGCCAUCGAUCCAUUGAGAAUGUUGAUUACUGGGAUACGUAUGCACCCGUGGUGUCAUGGAGCACUGUACGUCUCAUGGUCAUCUUUGCCCUCAUCAACAACUGGCAUAUGGAGUCAAUUGACUUUGUCCUAGCAUAUCCGCAAGCUCCCAUCAAGACCGACAUCUUCAUGCAACCACCAAGAGUUCCUCCAAAGUUUGUGAUUCCUGAUAUGCCUCGGCCAGGCGACCGAUUCACCAGUGUGUACAAGUUAUUACAGAAUUUAUAUGGACUCAAAGACGCGGGACGAACAUGGGGUCAAUUUCUUCACAAGGGAUUGAUCGAUCGCGGAUGGCAACAAUCAAGCAUCGAUUCUUGCUUAUACACAAAACAGGACAUCAUAUUGGUACUCUACUUUGAUGAUGCCUGUCUCAUGUCCCCAAACAAAGCUUUGAUCAAUAAAGAAAUCAAAUCCCUACAGGAACAAUACAAUUUGACGGACGAUGGGGAACUGCAAGACUAUCUUGGUACUUGUUUCACAAAACAACCCGACGGAUCGAUCCUUCUUGAACAGCCUCGCAUGAUUCAACGGAUAUUAGAAAUGGUCGGGCUCACUGCUGACCAAGUCAAAACUCACGACAGUCCAGCUUCCAGUGCAAACAUAUCAGACAAGGACCCAGACGGUAAGGCUCAUGAUUAUCCGUGGAACUACAGAUCGGUGGUUGGCAGCCUUAGUUAUUUACAGGCCAUGAUUCGCCCGGAUCUCACAAUGGCAGUGCAACAGUGUGCUCGAUUUUGCAAUGAUCCAAAAGAGUCUCAUGGUACUGCAGUCAAAAGAAUCUGCAGGUACUUGCAUUCGACACAACAUCAAGGGCUUCGAUUCAAGCCAGAUCCUACGAAAGGGUUGGAAUGUUAUGUCGAUGCGGAUUGGGCCGGCUCUUGGCAAGACCGCACAUCAACUGAUCCUUUGUCUGCAAGAUCUCGAACAGGAUACAUCAUUACCUACGCUGGAUGUCCCAUUAUUUGGGCAUCAAAGCUUCAAACAUUGGUUGCAUUAUCUACGACUGAAGCUGAAUAUAUUGCAUUAUCUACGUCUCUACGUGAAGUCAUUGCUGUUAUGAAUCUGGUAAAUGAAUUACGUUCGUUGGGUUUCAACUUAUCUAUGGAUACCCCAAAGGUUGUAUGCACUGUUUUUGAAGAUAAUCGCAGCUGCCUCGAGAUUGCAACAAAUCACCGAACAAGACCAAGGACUAAGCACUUGUCUGUCCGACUGCAUCAUUUUCGUUCUCACAUAUUGGCGAAAACCAUAAUCAUCAAGCAUGUCUCUACAAAAGAGCAGAUGGCCGAUAUUUUCACCAAACCACUUCCUAAAGAUCAAUUCAUCAGACUUCGCAACCGUUUCAUGGGUUGGGACUCUCUUGGCAAGAGGGAGUGA
Cylindrotheca closterium is the source of this 3597-nucleotide messenger RNA. The record is from the annotation of a GenBank genome assembly. Lineage: Eukaryota; Bacillariophyta; Bacillariophyceae; Bacillariales; Bacillariaceae.